This is a messenger RNA of Morus notabilis, 1089 nucleotides long. Its product is annotated as protein ATAF2-like. The coding region runs from base 1 to 1089 and encodes 362 amino acids. Gene Ontology annotation, molecular function: DNA binding. Gene Ontology annotation, biological process: regulation of DNA-templated transcription. NCBI's taxonomy places the organism in Eukaryota, Viridiplantae, Streptophyta, Magnoliopsida, Rosales, Moraceae. The record is from RefSeq and is a predicted model, not a curated record. The transcript is spliced from 3 exons.
AUGGAGAACGGAGAAGAGUAUGAAUAUGAAAUACCAAUAGGAUAUAGAUUUUGUCCAACUGAUGAAGAACUCAUUACUUAUUACUUGCUCACAAGAAUCUUGAAUCAUUCACUCCCCUCCAAUGACUAUGUCAAAGAAGUAGAUAUAUAUAAGCACACUCCUGACGAACUUCAAGAGAAAUAUGGCACGCGCAGAGAAGUUGAGAUGUAUUUUCUCACCAAAAGAACGCCCAUAAGUGCAACCGCAACUCGCCCCAGCCGUACCGUAGCUAAGGGUGGAUAUUGGAGAGCGAGUACUCAAAAGAAGCCCGUAAAUGAUUCAAAUGGAAAAACAAUUGGAUAUAAGACAUUGUUCAACUACUUUCUUGCUAAAGGCAACAUGUCGACUUGGCUUAUGUACGAAUAUAUCCCUCAAUCCGGUUCCGCAAAGGUGGAUGAAUUUGUACUGUGCAAGAUCUACAAUAAAAGAAGUGAACAGAAGCACACAAAUGCUGCUCGAAGGGAACAGCCUCGCCGUAACAUGAUGCAGCCACAAGCACCAAUUACUUAUCAAGUCGAUGACGUCGUACUUGCUGAACCGAACGUUGCGCCACAAGCACAGCCAACUUUUCAAGUCGAUGAUUAUGUCCAAAGCGUGCAGCCUCAAACACUUACUCAUGAAUAUUCUCUCAAUAAUAUUGAGUGCUUCACAAUGGAAGAACUUUGUCGAAUGGCCGGGAUUGUUUCCUCAGAGGAGCCUAAUUAUGUAUGUGAUUAUCAACCUCCGGUUCCGCAACAACCUGCUUGUGACAUUCCAACUCAUGACGAUCUACAAUUUAGUCGACAAUACAUGGAGGCACAACAACAAGAACCUUCUUCUAUUAUUCUUAGCGAUGUUGAUGUCGAAUUUGCACAAGAAUUGGAGGCACAACUACAAGAACCUUCUUCUGAAACUCUUAGUGAUCUUCAUGUUGAAUUUGAACAAGUAUUGGAGGCGUGGACUCUUAAAGUUGCAAAACAAUUUGAGUCACAAUGGCAAGAACCUGCUUAUGAUUUCUCACAUGAUGCUGAUCUUCAUCGUCACAAAAUUAGAAGAUUAGCGUCAGCAUGA